AUGAGCUGCUACUAUGGCAACUACUAUGGUGGGCAGGGCUAUGGCUAUGGUGGCCUAGGCUGUAGCUAUGGCUGUGGCUAUGGUGGCUAUGGUGGCUAUGGCUGUGGCUAUGGUGGCUAUGGUUAUGGAUGCUACCGCCCACUCUGCUACAGAAGAUGCUGGUCCUAUGGAUUCUACUGA
Molecule: messenger RNA, 180 nt
Organism: Marmota flaviventris (yellow-bellied marmot)
Lineage: Eukaryota; Metazoa; Chordata; Mammalia; Rodentia; Sciuridae
Source: RefSeq, a predicted model, not a curated record